UGGCAGUUAACCUCCAAAAUCAUCCUUUCCAGAUUUGCAAAAAUGACGCAUCUUUGUCGGUUUUCUAAGUUUAUUUUAGUAAUGUAAAAGUACUAGUUGUUCAGCAUGAAACUCCAGUUUAAGUGUUACCCGGUGUUCUUUUUAAUUUUCUAGUCUAAUUUCCUUAAUUGGCAUAUUUUGAGCCUCAUAACUCCACCAUGUUAUCUCAUGUUAUCGUCAUUUCACUUCUUUGUACACUCUCCUACCACACAACCUUGCAGUCAACAAAUGUGAAUGUUUACGAUGAUUAUCGCAAGUUUUUAUCGACAAAAACUCCGUACAGCUUCAUCGGGAACUUCAAUGAUACUGAAGUGAAAUUUUCAGGUUGUGAGGCAGAAAAAAUAUGGGCCAUCUUCAGGCAUGGGACACGGACGGCUGGAAUCAGAAUUGCUCUAAAGAUGAAGGAGAAACUGACAAUGAUACAGAAAUUGCUUCUUGACAAUCAUCAUAAAAGUGACUACCUGAAGGAGCCUGUUCUGAGUGAAUUGAGGAAGUGGAAAGUUUCAUUCAAUGAAAGUGAAAAUAAACUUUUGACACAUGAAGGAGAAGAAGAAUUGCUGUUGCUCGGAGAAAGAUAUCUGAACCGGUUUCCAAAACUCUUGAAUGAGCAUUAUAACAAUGCUACCUACAAGUUUAGAUUUACCGGGACACAAAGAACUGAAGAGAGCGCAAAAAAUUUUGCCGUUGGUCUUUUUGGGCGAAAAGAAAGUCUGUACGUUUGGUAUCCUGAGCCUCUUCAUAGGGAUCCAAUCCUAAGAUUUUAUAAGCUCUGCGACAAAUGGAAGGUCGAGGUCAAGAAGAAUCCUGCAACUAUGAGAGAAGUUGAGCUCUUUAGAGAAGCAGAUGCCCUAAAAGGAGGGGUAAAACAAUUUUCAGAAGAAUUGAAACUUGAUCAACCGCUAACAGUUGCUGAUUGUUACGAGAUUUAUGUUGCCUGUGCAUUUGAAACAGCGUGGGCUCCCACGGAAGAACCCUCUCCUUGGUGCAAAAUCCUGCCGCUGAAUUUGUUCAAAGCAUAUGAGUAUAUGGAGGACAUGGAGUAUUACUAUAAAGACGGCUAUGGAUACCAAGUCAAUCAUGACCAAGCAUGUGUAGCAUUAAAAGACAUGGUUGAGCACCUGUUGAAUCCUGAUGACCCAACCGCUGUUUUUUACUUUACUCACUCUGGUACUCUGCUCAAACUAGUUUCCCACCUUGGGUUGUACAAAGACAAGGAACCUCUUCGCCACAACACUUCCAACUGGAACAAGAGGAAAUGGAGGACCUCUCAUAUUGAUGCAUUUGGCACCAAUCUGGCUUUCAUUAGAUAUAGUUGCGGCGACGAUGGAGAAAAAAUUUUGACAAUGCAUCAAGAAAGACCUGUCAUUUUACCAGGCUGUCCAACCUCAUCUCCACUUUGUCCGCUUGAUGUAUUUCUAGACAACUACGCUGACAGUCUCAGUUGUGAUUUUGACACAAUCUGCUCCCUUGCGGAUCCCAAAACAGAGCUAUGAUUUUUUUUUUAACCUAAUUUUAUUAGUCAUUCGAUGUCUUAUCAAAGAUUUUUUUACCUUUUAUGAAACUUUGACUGAGUGCAUUUUACUCCUAUUUUUAUAUGACAUUUUUACAUAUUUUUAACAUGUUUAAAAUUACUAAAAACUUGACCUGAAAUGUAUGUUAGUUAGAUCUUUUACAAUCAGCAUAAGUUUGUUUUUCCUGUUUUAUUAUUGUUAUGUUUUUAAGUACUUAAAGUGCUUUUUAUGAGUGCAAAAGUAGAAGGGAAAACAAAGGUUAGUUGUUUUUCCUUUUGGGAAUUAAAAAUAAAAAAACUGUAAGAAUCAACUAUUAAUGAUGCUUACAAAAAUACACUAAAGUUGAAACUUUUUAAUUUACA
Bemisia tabaci is the source of this 1912-nucleotide messenger RNA. RefSeq names its product Multiple inositol polyphosphate phosphatase 2 (gene Mipp2). NCBI's taxonomy places the organism in Eukaryota, Metazoa, Arthropoda, Insecta, Hemiptera, Aleyrodidae. Gene Ontology annotation, molecular function: acid phosphatase activity; inositol phosphate phosphatase activity. The record is from RefSeq and is a predicted model, not a curated record.